This is a messenger RNA of Boeremia exigua, 2072 nucleotides long. RefSeq names its product ergosterol biosynthesis ERG4/ERG24. Bases 245 to 1711 code for a protein of 488 amino acids. NCBI's taxonomy places the organism in Eukaryota, Fungi, Ascomycota, Dothideomycetes, Pleosporales, Didymellaceae. The transcript has 3 exons. Gene Ontology annotation, molecular function: Delta14-sterol reductase activity. Gene Ontology annotation, cellular component: endoplasmic reticulum membrane. Gene Ontology annotation, biological process: ergosterol biosynthetic process. The record is from RefSeq and is a predicted model, not a curated record.
GCCUGGUCUGCCGCUACUCUACGCGUCAUUACGGCUGCGCGCGAUCCGGCUUGCGUCCAGCUCGUUCGACGUUGACAUAGCUAGCUAGAGAGGUAUAAUUGUGCGCCGCCAGCUGCACCGCCAGACCGCGACACAGCUUGGUGUUGAGCAUUGGACGCGCACUGCAGUUUCUGCGUCUUCUUCUCUCUGCGCCUGCUUUCUCUCUGCAUCUUCUUCGCUGCCCCUUUUGGCCAUCACCGCCGACAUGGCUUCGAAGCGCGUUGCUGACCAGCCCCACGGCUACGAGUUCUUUGGCCCUCCCGGCGCCUUCGUCAUCUCCUUCGGCCUGCCUGUCCUGGUCUAUGUCUUCACCUUCCUGUGCAACGACGUCUCCGGCUGCCCUGCGCCCGUGCUGCUUGCGCCGUCCGCCUUCAGCUUCGACCAGCUGAAGAAGGAGGUCGGGUGGACUGGCGUCGAGGGCCUGCUCAACACCAAUGCCGUCCUGGGCACGCUCGGCUACUACCUGCUCAGCCUGACCCUGCACACCUUCCUGCCCGCCACCCAGGUCGUCGGCACCGAGCUGCGCAGCGGCGGCAAGCUCGACUACCGCUUCAAUGCCUUCAGCUCAGCGCUCUUCACCAUGGCCAUCUUGGGCGCCGGCACCGUCGUGUACGGCGCCGACUGGUCGGUCUGGACCUUCAUCACCGACAACUACGUCGCCAUUCUCACCACCAACAUCCUGAUCUCCUACAUCCUGGCCACCUACGUCUACGUCCGCUCCUUCAGCGUCAAGCACCCCAAGGACCCCGAUAUGCGCGAGCUCGCGGCGGGCGGCCACUCGGGCAACGUGCUGUACGACUGGUUCAUCGGCCGCGAGCUGAACCCCCGCGUUGUGCUCCCCAUCUUUGGCGAGGUCGACAUCAAGGCGUGGUGCGAACUGCGCCCAGGCAUGCUCGGCUGGAUCAUCAUGGACCUGGCCUUCAUCAUGAAGCAGUACCGCAACCACGGCCGUGUCACUGACUCGAUUAUCCUGGUCACCAUUGCACAAGCCGUCUACACCUUCGAUGCGCUAUACAUGGAGCCUGCGAUUCUCACCACUAUCGAUCUGAUCGCCGAUGGUUUCGGCAUGAUGCUCUCCUUCGGCGACCUCGUCUGGGUGCCCUUCACAUACAGCCUCCAGGCCCGCUACCUCUCCGUCUACCCCGUCGACCUCGGCUUCCAGGGCAUUGUCGCAGUCCUCGCCGUCCAGGGCGUUGGCUACUACAUCUUCCGCGCCGUCAACAACGAGAAGAACCGCUUCCGCACCAACCCCGACGACCCGCGCGUCAAGCACCUCAAGUACAUCGAGACUGCUGCUGGUUCCCGCCUCCUCGUGUCUGGCUGGUGGGGCACCGCGCGCCACAUCAAUUACCUGGGCGACUGGUUCAUGAGCUGGUCGUACGUUCUGCCCACCGCCAUGUCCGGUUAUGUCAUCCGCAAUGUCGCCGAGCACCCGAUCCAGUCUGCGCAGAGCGAUGCCUACUUCUUCAAGAACAGCUACGGAAAAUACGUUGUCCCUGACGCUGCAAAGGGCUGGGGCAUGAUCUUCACCUACUUCUUCAUGGUGUACUUUGCCGUGCUGCUCAUCCACCGCGAGCGCCGCGACGAGGAGAAGUGCAAGAGGAAGUACGGCAAGGACUGGGACAGGUAUGUCGAGCUCGUGCCGUACAGAAUCAUCCCGUACGUGUACUAGACGGAAGGGAAAGUGAACGCAGCGCUACCAGCGACGAUGCUGGUCAAAGACGCGCGUCGCGAGACUGAAAAAACGCAAUGCUACCGCGAGACGGUCAAAGACAUGCGUUGUUGUAAGACACAGACACUGAUGGAAUGCUACCGCACGGCCGGUCAAAGACAUACAUCUGGGACCGGUGGAAGAGGAACUGCAACGCGAUCGCGUGACGAUUGAAGACGUGCACGAAAAAUUAGUACAGAUGUAGCGCUAUCGUAUGCGAUUAAAGACGCACAUCACCAUAAUGUAUAUUGUGAGAAUCUACUUCCCUUUCCUAUUCGCAGGUGACUAGACGAUGCAGCGGGCCAUUUUGCCAGAUCGGGCC